Messenger RNA from Bufo gargarizans (Asiatic toad), 3995 nucleotides. It is a transcript of the gene PAM, whose product is annotated as peptidylglycine alpha-amidating monooxygenase. The coding region runs from base 506 to 3436 and encodes 976 amino acids. Gene Ontology annotation, molecular function: peptidylglycine monooxygenase activity; copper ion binding; protein binding. Gene Ontology annotation, cellular component: extracellular region; membrane. Gene Ontology annotation, biological process: peptide metabolic process. NCBI's taxonomy places the organism in Eukaryota, Metazoa, Chordata, Amphibia, Anura, Bufonidae. The record is from RefSeq and is a predicted model, not a curated record. The transcript has 26 exons.
GAACUGAGGAGGGGAGGGGGUCGAGGUGAGAGCUUUGUAUUAGACUACUGAUAUUGUACUGACUGACAUCCUGCAGGAGGUUACAUUUUAUACUAUUUAUACUGUACAUCUUGCUAUACGCUGAGAGGGUCUGAUUCCUCUCAAUGAAGACUGAUGCUGGUGUUUGCGUGAUGUCACUCAAAGGGCUCUGCAAUUGUGGGUGAUCGGCAGAGCAGCAGGGUGCAAGCCCCUGGAGGAGCCUGGCAUUCAACUUCUACUCCGUCACAUUGUCCUCACUUCCUAAAGAGUUCUACCACAAGUAAACCCGGUCUAAUGACUAUUACUGGAUAAUCAAAGACAAGCCUAUCUUCCUGCAGCGUGGUGUCCCCGACCGGAGGAGACGGAUGAGCUGUCAUCUGCUCUUGGACACCUGAAGGGCUAUCACUAAUGGAAUAGUGGAUUGAUAAAGCUUUUCUAAUUGCCUUUAAUUCUCUCCUGUACGAGGAGCUGGAGCAGCAGGGUGGACAUGGCCAGCUUUGUUAGCAGUUUCGUUAUACUGUGUCUUAUAUUACAAGACAGCUGUUAUUCUUUCAGGAGCCCCCUCUCAGUAUUUAAAAGGCAUCAGGAAUCACCCAGUUCCCUUUCGAAUGGAUGCUCAGGACCAACAAGGCCUGUUACUUCACCAGACUCAUCGGAUUUUACUCUGGAUAUACGAAUGCCAGGGGUAACGCCAACAGAGUCUGACACCUAUCUCUGCAAAUCUUACCGGCUGCCGCUUGAGGAUGAAGCCUUUGUAGUUGACUUCAGGCCUCAUGCCAAUAUGGAGACCACACAUCACAUGCUCCUGUUUGGAUGCAGCUCCCCCUCGUCCACUGAAGAUUACUGGGACUGUGGAGCUGGACCCUGCACAGAUAAAUCUAGCAUUAUGUAUGCCUGGGCAAGAAACGCCCCACCAACCAAGCUCCCUAAAGGUGUUGGAUUUAAAGUUGGAGGAAAUUCUGGCAUUAAGUAUUUUGUUCUUCAGGUUCAUUAUGGUGACGCCAAAGCAUUCCAAGAUAAUCAUAAAGACUGUACUGGAGUGACCGUACAAAUCACACCUGAAAGGCAGCCACUGAUUGCUGGCAUUUAUCUCUCCAUGUCUAUGGACACUGUAAUCCCACCGGGUGAAAAGGCUGUGUAUUCAGAUAUCGCCUGUGUAUAUGAAAAGCCAACCAUGCACCCCUUUGCCUACAGAGUCCACACACAUCAGUUGGGUCAAGUUGUAAGUGGGUUCAGAAUCAGGAAUGGCAAGUGGACUUUGAUUGGAAGGCAGAGCCCACAGCUACCACAGGCAUUUUACCCAGUAGAAGAGCCCCUUGAAAUUCGCCCUGGAGAUAUUAUAGCUACCAGGUGUCUUUUCACCGGUCAGGGCAGGACAUCCAAUACUUAUAUUGGAGGAACGUCAGGCGAUGAAAUGUGCAACCUGUACAUUAUGUAUUACAUGGAUGCUGCCCGGGCCAGUUCAUACAUGACAUGUGUACGGACAGGGGACUCGAAACUAUUUCAAGAUAUCCCUGAAAUAGCCAAUAUUCCUGUGCCAGUUAACCCUGAUAUGGUGAUGAUGGCGCAUGGCCAUCACCAUGAUAUGAAGGAACCAGAAGCAAGAAAUAUACAGAAGCAACCUAAGCGAGAGGAGGAAGAAGUGUUAGAUCAGGGUGAUUUCUAUUCCGUCCUUUCCAAACUCCUAGGAGAAAGGGAAGAUGUUGUUCAUGUCCACAAAUAUAACCCCACUGAUAUUAUAGGGUCUGAUCUCGUAGCGGAGAUCUCUAAUGUGGUACAAAAGAAAGACCCUGGCUGGUACAUAUCCAGACAAGUCUUAGCACAUGACGAGAGGCCUGAUGCCAUUCUGGUCAGAGAUCGAAUUCACAAAUUCCACAAGUUAGAAUCCACACUGAGACCACCGGGCAAUAUGCUGUCCCUGGUGCAGCCAGCUAGACGUCAUCAAGUGGACAACUGGCAUCCAGGAGGUUUUCACUUGGAAGAGGACGUUGACUGGCCUGGAGUAAAUUUGAAAGUAGGGCAGGUGUCUGGGCUAGCUCUGGAUCCCAACGACAAUUUAGUUAUAUUUCACAGAGGUGACCAUGUGUGGGAUGAAAACUCUUUUGACAGAAAGUUUGUUUAUCAACAAAGAGGAAUCGGGCCUAUUGAAGAAAGCGCCAUCCUCGUGGUUAAUCCAAACACCUCCGCCAUCCUGCAGUCAACUGGCCGGAACCUAUUUUAUUUGCCUCAUGGGUUAACAGUCGACAGUGAUGGCAACUUUUGGGUCACUGAUGUUGCCCUUCACCAGGUUUUCAAGCUUGGGCCUAAUGGCGCUCCUCUUUUAACCCUGGGGGUGGCUUUCCAACCUGGCAAUGACAAAAGGCAUUUCUGUCAGCCAACUGAUGUUGCAGUGGAUCCCAUCACCGGAAACGUCUUUGUAUCUGAUGGCUACUGCAACAGUAGAAUUGUACAGUAUUCACCCCAUGGGAUGUUCAUCAUGGAAUGGGGAGAAGAACCAUCUUUAAGGGUCGCUAAAGCUGGAGAGUUCCGUAUUCCACAUAGUCUAGCCAUGGUACCGGAUGCGGGGCAGCUGUGUGUGGCUGACAGAGAGAACGGGAGAAUUCAGUGUUUUCUAGCAGAAACUGGACACUUUGUCAAAGAAAUCAAACACAAAGAAUUUGGGUCAGAGGUGUUUGCCAUUUCUUAUAUUUCAGGUGGAAUAUUAUUUGCAGUUAAUGGCAAGUCCUAUUGGGACACUGUGCCUGUGCAAGGCUUUGUGAUGAACUUUUCCACGGGAGAGAUCCUAAGCACAUUUGUCCCAGUUAGAAAGAGUUUUGACAUGCCUCACGACAUUGUCGCUUCAGAAGAUGGGACCGUUUUUGUUGGAGAUGCGCACGCUGAUACCGUGUGGAAAUUCUCUCCCUCGGAAAUCGAUGAGCAUCGAUCAGUGAAAAAGGGUGGCAUUGAGGUUGAAGAAAUAACAGAAACAGAAAUUUUGGAAACGCGUGUUAGAAGCCGUCCCAAAUCAAACACCUCGGCCACGGAACAGCACAAUGGCCAGGCGAAGCAGACUGUCGUUCAGCAAAGCGGAGUUGGAGUCUCCUUCAUCCUCAUUAUCACUUUGUUGAUAAUCCCUGUAGUGGUCCUUGUCGCCAUUGCAAUAUUCAUACGCUGGAGGAAGGGCAGAAUAUACGGGGGUGAAGGCGAACACAAAUCCGAACCAUCAUCUGGAGGGAUCCUAGGAAAACUAAGAGGCAAAGGAAGCGGAGGCCUCAAUUUAGGAACUUUCUUUGCAAGUCACAAAGGAUAUAGUCGAAAAGGUUUUGACAGACUAAGCACAGAAGGCAGCGACCAUGAAAAGGAUGAUGACGACGGUUCAGAUUCUGAAGAAGAGUAUUCAGCACCCACUAUCCCACCAGUGCCAGUAUCUUCUUCCUGAAUCCUCUACUUCCACUCAGCCCUUGGCCCUUUAGCACGUUUAAGAUUGUGUAUUUAAUUGUAACUGUACUAGUCUCUGUGGGCUGUACAAGUGUCAUGUUUUCUUUAUUUUCCCUUAUGAGUGCAGUUGUAGUCCGUACGUGAACAUUCAGAACCCCUUUUGUUAUCACUAUAGAAAACUUCUUAGACAAUGUAAUUCUUAUGUUUUUGGUUCAUUGAGCGUUCUCCAUUUGUUUUAUGGCCUUCCUCCGCUUCUCCAGUAGCACUUUAAUUGCCAAUUUAUUAUCUUCAUGCCUUUCAAGGUCACUACUAAUUGCAGUACAAAGUUGUGUGCCACAUAAAAUGCAAAGCUGCUAAAUCUCUUCUAUUUUUUUAAAUUCACAAUAUGAUAUAGCGUCCAAAAUAAUUAAAAUUGUAAAAGAUAAAAAAAAAGAUAUAUUUAAUUUUUGUUCUGGUGUUAUUGGGAUGUCUUAUUUUUAGAUGGUUACACUGUUUAGAACACUAUUUUCAGAAACUGAAUGUACUUUGUGUAAUAAAGUGUUCGCAGAGCAUUAAAUUCA